This is a messenger RNA of Carya illinoinensis, 1107 nucleotides long. Its product is annotated as probable CCR4-associated factor 1 homolog 11. NCBI's taxonomy places the organism in Eukaryota, Viridiplantae, Streptophyta, Magnoliopsida, Fagales, Juglandaceae. The record is from RefSeq and is a predicted model, not a curated record. Gene Ontology annotation, cellular component: CCR4-NOT core complex; P-body; CCR4-NOT complex. The transcript has a single exon. Gene Ontology annotation, molecular function: poly(A)-specific ribonuclease activity; nucleic acid binding. The coding region runs from base 157 to 999 and encodes 280 amino acids.
UCUCGCACAACUCUCUUCGCCUGUUAAAGCAUAACUGUUCCGUAUUAUGUUUCUCCACGGAAUAAUUUACCCUAAAAGACGCCUACAAUUUACUUCAAAUAAUCCCUUCUUCUUCCUCGCGACUUCUGAUCAAGAUCAGAGACCAAACCCUAAGCCAUGCACACGUCGGACUCACCGCCUCCGCUUCCCGUCCUCAUACGAUCGGUAUGGUCGCAAAAUCUUGAUUACGAGUUCGGUUUGAUCCGAUCAGUUAUAGAUUCUUACCCCAUCGUCGCGAUGGACACAGAGUUUCCCGGCGUCGUGGUUCGACUUGAGUCGGACGACCGGGACUUCCAGGGUCGGCAGCCCGCCCGUCAUUACAUGGUCCUCAAGGCCAACGUCGACCGCUUGAAUCUGAUCCAGAUCGGUCUCACCCUCUCAGAUGAAGAGGGAAAUCUUCCGGAUCUGGGCACGGACAACCUUUACAUAUGGGAAUUUAACUUCAGGGACUUUGACGUGGCGCGUGACGCCCACGCCCACGACUCCGUGGAGUUGCUGAGGCGCCAAGGGAUCGACUUUGAAAGGAACCGGGAGUUUGGGAUCGAUUCCGUCCGGUUCGCCGAGCUGAUGAUGUCGUCGGGGCUCGUCUGCAACGACUCGAUGAACUGGGUCACUUUCCACAGCGCAUACGAUUUCGGAUACUUGGUAAAGAUGCUGACUCAGAGGGUCUUGCCGGACGAUUUGCACGAAUUUCUUGCCCUUGUCGAGGUGUUCUUCGGGCCUAGGGUUUUCGACGUGAAGCAUUUGAUGCGGUUCUGCGCGAGUCUCUAUGGUGGAUUGGACCGGGUAUCCCAGGCCUUAAACGUGAUACGGAUUAUUGGGAAGAGCCACCAAGCCGGGUCAGAUAGCUUGCUGACUCUGCACGCAUUCGAGAAGAUCAAGAAAGAGUAUUUCGGCAAAGAUAAUCUGAUAGAAAAGUACGCUGGUGUGUUGUAUGGAUUAGAUGUUUCUGAUCUUUGAUAAAAUAUACUGCUUGUAGAUUUCAUUUUAUUUAAAGGAAAAGGUAAAACCGGUAUACAUUUGGCUUAAUCUAUAAUAUAUUAUUUAAUCUAUAUUUGGUUACCUUAA